Molecule: messenger RNA, 737 nt
Organism: Mizuhopecten yessoensis (Yesso scallop)
Lineage: Eukaryota; Metazoa; Mollusca; Bivalvia; Pectinida; Pectinidae
Product: caveolin-3-like
Exons: 3
Coding region: 1-546 (181 amino acids)
Biological process (GO): caveola assembly
Cellular component (GO): caveola
Molecular function (GO): molecular adaptor activity
Source: RefSeq, a predicted model, not a curated record
AUGAUCGCAACAAUUGUAGGCGACGUCAUCAAUAUUGACGUGAAGAUUGUGACGUCAUCACGUUUUUUCUGCCCGAGUGUCAGUUCGAAAGCAGCCGCACGCCACUGCAGUGUCAGUGCGAACUACUGCGGUGUGGUUCCAAUGGCGGCCGAGGACCUGGGCGAUGUGUACCCCCGGGACCCGAAGAAAUUGAAUGCGUAUACCUUGGUAGAAUUUGAUGAUGUGAUCGGCGAGCCGCCCAGUCUACUCUCCCUGGACGGGGUUUGGGAAAAGUCGUCCCGCUCCUUCAACUUCACCAAGGACUUGUGCUACCUUAUCCUCACCACCCUGUUCGGUAUCCCUAUCGCCGUACUGUGUGGUUUGAAGUUCGCCAGUCUCAGCUUUGGCAGCAUCUGGUGCGUGACUCCAUGUGUGAAGGCGUUCCACAUAUCUCUGGAGUCGAUCCGCGGGGUCUACUCGGCUCUCGUCAAGUGUGUUUGCGACCCUUUCUGUGAAUCCUUUGGCCAUCUCUUCCGCAACAUCCGCGUGAGGAAGGCUGAUGUGUAGACUGGUGGUGGUGGUGGUGGUAUUGUCGGGGAUAUAUAUAUGAAAAUCUCUUAAGCUCAACAUCGGCGCCUGCAUGCUAGAAUGUUGUUGGUAAAAGUGUGUGAUUUAGUAUGUAAAAAGACUACAGAACCAUGUCGUGAUGUAUUAUGAUGAUAAUAUAGUAUGUGUAUUAAAAUAUAUAGAAUCGAAAA